Eutrema salsugineum is the source of this 1410-nucleotide messenger RNA. RefSeq lists its product as uncharacterized. The coding region runs from base 1 to 1410 and encodes 469 amino acids. The record is from RefSeq and is a predicted model, not a curated record. Lineage: Eukaryota; Viridiplantae; Streptophyta; Magnoliopsida; Brassicales; Brassicaceae. Gene Ontology annotation, biological process: cortical microtubule organization. Gene Ontology annotation, cellular component: cortical microtubule. The transcript is spliced from 6 exons.
AUGCGUCUUCUCGAGAAAGGUCACCAAGCUUCGCUUCUAAUGGGUUCUGAUCAUUGUAAAAGUAGUAAGACGACGAUGUCGUCUCAACGUUACCCUCUCCGGAGAACUGCCGCCGAUAAUUUCUUGUACUCCGAUAACGAUAACGAGAAGUCAGAUUACGAUUGGCUAGUUACGCCACCAGGCUCACCGAGUAAAAGCCUAAGGUACCAACUCGAUGCACCCGAUGCUAACCCCAUGGUUCUCAAAUCUCAGUUAGAGAACUGCCUUGAGGAAGAGAGGGACAACACAUUAUCCAAAAACCAAACUAUUGGGCUCAAACGACCCUCGUCCUCUAAUAGCUCAAGGUCAACGAGUAGACCUUCCACACCAGCCACAAGGUCAAUGACGCCAACCUCACGUGUCAACUCAACAGCUGCACGUGCUACCUUAACCUCGUCAUCCACCACUAGUAGCUCAAGAUCAACGAGCAGACCUUCUACGCCGACCAGAAGGCCUUCUAGCUCUGGAACCUCACGUGCCACCUCAACAGCUGCACGUGCCACAUCCACCUCUACUAGUACCGCACAACAAACCACUGGUACAGCCACCUCUACUCGAUCCAGCUCCCGGCCAAUGUCGGCACCCAAUACAAAACCGGGAUCGAGGCCAAGUACUCCAACUCGCCGUCCACCAAAUCCCACCGGUACAUCAACUGUAUUGCGGAGUAAACCAACUAAACCGGUAUGUAAACCGGCUCCCUCACCUACGUUGAGAUCAAGGCCAUGGGAACCUUACGAGAUGCCUGGUUUCUCUCUAGAAGCGCCGUCAAAUCUUAGGACUACGUUACCAGACAGACCAAGAACGGCUUCUAGUGGCAGAUCAACCAUAGCGUUUGGUGCGUCUAGUUCAAGAUCAGCGUCCAAAGAACGCGCGGUUGCUAGGAGGCAGUCUUGUUCACCUUCUAGAAACCGAGCUCCGAUUGGAAACGCAAACGAAGCUGUUCCUUUGCUGCGUGGACGACGAGCAAAGACGAGCAACAAUGAUGGAGGUUUGAUCAGUCCUGUAGCUAAAGGGGAUCAAAUGGUCGAGAGAGUUGUGAAUGUGAGAAAACUUGCUCCACCGCGACUGACAGAAAACGGCGGCCGUGGAGGUAAGAAGUUGAGUUCGGAGUCUGAUGGUUUAGGUUUUGGGAGAAACCUAUCAAAAAGCUCCUUCGAUAUGGCUUUGAGACAUAAGGAUAUCAAACGAGGGAGCAUGAUGGGCAAUAUCCAAACGCUAGUGACGAAAGUUCCGGCAGCUUCAUUGUACAGUGUGAAAUCAUCAGGGACCAGGAGAAAGCGGCCGGUGAGCAGCAGCGGGAGCUCGGAAUCGAGUGUCAACAUCUUGUGCUUAGACGGUAGCGACGAUAAUCUCAGCGACAUAAGCUACUAA